This is a messenger RNA of Mus pahari (shrew mouse), 6597 nucleotides long. It is a transcript of the gene Rassf4, whose product is annotated as Ras association domain family member 4. Bases 122 to 1090 code for a protein of 322 amino acids. Lineage: Eukaryota; Metazoa; Chordata; Mammalia; Rodentia; Muridae. Gene Ontology annotation, biological process: signal transduction. The record is from RefSeq and is a predicted model, not a curated record. The transcript is spliced from 11 exons.
GAUGCAGGGCUCUGGAGUCCGUGCCAGCACAAUUCUGGUGCAGGCGAACUCUCUUACUGGUGGCCUCUGGACCGCGCGAUGACUGAACGGUAACCUCUGGGUCUGAGGACGAGGGUUGAAGAUGAAGGAAGCUUGCUCUUCCAGCUCUCAUGUGCCUAUCAGCGACAGCAAGUCCAUUCUGAAGUCAGAACUCUUAAGCCUGCUCAAAACCUACAACUGCUACCAUGAGGGCAGGAGCUUCCAGCUAAGACACCGAGAGGAAGAGGGGACUCUGAUCAUCGAAGGACUCCUCAACAUUGCCUGGGGACUCAGACGACCCAUCCGGCUGCAGAUGCAGGAUGAUCGGGAGCGAGUGCAACUGCCAUCUGCCAACUGGGUGCCUGAGAGGCUCAGCUACCUCCAAAAGGAAGCUUCACCCCAGGACAGCAAGGUCCCUGCUGAAGAGCCUAGCGCUCAACCUGCCAACAAGGCAGAGGUUUCCGGAGAUAGCUCAGGACCCCUGGAGGGGGAAGAGGAGGAGGUGCCACAGCUUAUGCGGACAAAGAGCGAUGCCAGCUGCAUAAUCCAGAGGAGGUCCAAAUCCCGGGCACCGAGCGAAGCCCAGAAGAUACGACGGCACCGGUUCUCCAUCAAUGGACACUUUUAUAACCACAAGACCUCCGUGUUCACUCCUGCCUAUGGGUCUGUGACCAACGUCCGGGUUAACAGCACUAUGACCACCCAGCAGGUGCUCACCCUGCUGCUAAACAAGUUCCGGGUAGAAGAUGGUCCCAGUGAGUUCGCACUCUACACCGUCCAUGAGUCUGGGGAGCAGACAAAAUUAAAAGAUUGCGAGUAUCCGCUGAUAUCCAGAAUCCUGCAUGGGCCCUGUGAAAAAAUUGUCAAGAUCUUCUUGAUGGAAGCUGACUUGAGCGAGGAGGUGCCCCAUGAUGUUGCCCAGUACAUUAAGUUUGAAAUGCCGGUGCUGGACAGUUUUGUUGAAAAAUUAAAAGAAGAGGAAGAAAGAGAAAUAAUCAAACUGACCAUGAAGUUCCAAGCCCUGCGUCUAACAAUGCUGCAGCGUCUGGAACAGCUAGUGGAGGCCAAGUAGCUAGCCAGAGCUUGCCUUUUGUGAUGCCUGCAGGAGCAAGUGUGCAUGGAGUCCCAGGGACCCAGCUCUAACUGAUCACUGACUGAUGGCUGCUGCCCAGUACCUAUGCUCAUCCCACCUCUCCACGGACGACAUAGCAUCCUGCAUCUCUAGUCUUGGUACCACAGUAAGCAUGCACAGGCACACCCGGGAACUUGCUGGCUAGGAUCUAUGCGCAAAGCUGGCCUACGUGGUAAUAAAGAGCCUCGGAACUAUGGUACCAGCCACAUUGUAUGGUUGAAUAGUAUUGCCAGCCUUGUCCCUGUCUAUCUCCAGUUUGAGAGAGCAGUAUAGCACCCAGCCCCUGGAGAAUGGGCUUCAUCUGCUUGCCCAGUGCCUGUCCCUGAGCCUCUGCAUGGCCACAAGUCCCUGCCCUUAUCACCCAUGUGAACCAGGAACUCCCUGUCUUCCCUUGCUUCUUAUUGCCACUCAGGAACCAUACUGGACCAGGAGCGGCCAACAGCUGUGAGAUAUGGCCUGCUUCUAACUAUUGCUUCACCAUUAUGUCCUGGCCUCCGAGCCUUGUUUCUAGCCAACAUUCCUGGCCUAGAGGUUAGAUCAGGACUGGGACCACCAAGAUGUCAUCAGCUCUUGGCACAAAUCACCCUUAACUUGUGAGUGUGAUCCAAAGAAAUCCUUGAAAGGAAUUGUCCUCAAGAAAUAUGUCCAUUGAAUUAUGUUUCGGAAGUUGAUUCAUGUAGCAUUGGAACAGCUGAGAGUGGAUCCAGAAGGCUCAGUCCCCUUCACUCCAUCUUGUGGAUGUUUAUAUGUCUCUUGCUUUCCUUGGGACAGAGCUUCUUUCUCUCUAGUGGAUAGGGACAACUCUCAAUACAUCCUAUCAAAGCUCGGCAAAACAUGGGAAAAUGUCUAUCUGGGGACAAAAGGCUUCUAAUCCCUUGAAUACCGACACAGAACAACUUGUUUGCUGACUGAUAGAAACCUCUGGAAUGAAUGAGAAAACUAUGCAGUGGUUUACAUCAGUUUGGGGAACGAUUGUCUAACAGAGCAAACCAAAGGCCAGCUUCUGCCCCUGACGUCUGUGGGCAGUGGGUUUAAAGAGAAGUCUGAUGAAGGCCUUCGAAGACAGAGUUCCAUCUUCAAUGCAGUGCAUGUGGAAGCCACUCAUGGAGCCCUGAAGAGCAGAGCGUGAGAACAGUUGUGCAGGGGGAAGCCACGAGGCAGGGUAGAUGUCACCUCUAGAUUUUCCAGACCCAGCUCUGUUUCACAGAGAUGCUCAGCUGCCAAGGGAGGUCUCUUGCCUCCUCUCCUCUUUGGCACUGUACUUUCCUCCGUGCUUGAUCAAGGCCUGUUGUGCUGAACAGAAACUGCAGGACCAACCUUUUCUGUGCUUCUUCUUCUUGCGUUUAUUGCCUUGAUCCACUUCUCUACUCCCCGAAGCUGUUGUACUACACUCUUAAGUUCUGCAGUUGGCAAAGGAACCACCCACCUGUUGGAACCUGUCCACAUUGACAGGACUCCUUCGCUUCGUGCCCGGUCUGAGAAAUUGUGUGAGGUUUGAGGCAAGGCUGCCCUGCUUUAGAACACAAGAAAGGACUCACUGGUGGUGGUCUGUGAGUGGCCUGAACAAUAACGUCAUCCUAAAUUGCAGAAUUUUAGCAUCAGAAGUGCAAAGGAAUCUUCUAGCCAGAGACUCUGGAAUUGAAAACCUGAACUGGAUCUUCAGCCUCAAGACAUCUGCCUGUCCAUUGCUCAGAAGUAAUUAACUGACUUGAUUGUUUUAUGCCAGGCCAGUACUAGACCCUGGAGGAACAAAGAUGGAGCCUUGGUAAUUCCUCUUCUGGAGAAGACUUGGAGACAGUUAAGCACCUGAUAUUGGGCAGACAGCUAAGAGUGAAUGGUACUGUAAGCCAAGAGACACCUUCUGUCCCUGACACAGGAACUCAGUGCUGGGGGAACCACUGACACAGGAAACCCUGGACGUGGCCACCAACUUGGUGGUGUUUCACAGUUGUCCAAAUAUUACUUAAGGCAUUUUAAAAUAAGUUUUACUUUCAAAAUAUUAUCAAAACUAAUUUCUGAAUGACAUCGUUUGGAAAAACUCUAGCAAGUUUCACAGAGCAGUGCUCUCUGCCAUGUUCCUCUGAAGUGUUCACAAAUGUUAGACUGACCUGCCACAUCUGCCACAUCUGCUCUUUGAGGACAACUGGAGAACCAGCCUUUGCAGGGCAUAACAACCCUGUAGCUUGAGACUGUGGAGCCCGUGGCUUCACAGUGUGCUAGGGCUAUCACCUGCAGUGGCGGUCAUAGCUUUCUGGUGUGUUCUCCACUUCUCAGAUGAUAAAGAUAUCUACAGAUAAAGUGAAGAUCCGGCUUAGAAAGGACUGGCUUCUGCAAUACAUCUGUCCUCAGAGCCUCGAAUAGUAAACAGCACAGGUCGAAAUCAGUGUGAUUUCAAGAUUGCAAAAGUCCCAAGCUCAGAAUAAACAGGAUUGUUUGUCCAGAGCAAAUGACAAAAAAAAAAAAAAAAAACAGAUCGGAAACAAGAGUAGGGGAAAGACUUGUUUUUCUAAAGCAAUAACCUUUAGACUUUCUCAGUGACAAAACAAAGCCUUUCACCCAGAAUACAUCUGACUCCCUGGUCACAGGGCAAGGAGAGAGGGCUUAUGUACUCUACUCAGGUGAUUUGGUAGGAACUGGAAUUAUGCCAGCUGUGCUGUGUGAACACAGCUGCAGAGAGGCCAUGGAAUGUCCUUAUCAGGGGUACUCUGGCUACCAGGUCCUCAGGCCCUCUGACCCUCAUCAGUGGCAAGCAGGAAGUCUGGUAGGUCACAGCCAGGCAGUAGCACGUUUCAAAACAACCAGAUGCAUGGACUAUAUUUAGGCCCCAAGAACUGCACUUGGGUAUUAGCCAGCUGUUGACGUGCUGGGAGCCUCAGAGAGCCUGAGGUGGGGCUCUGUGCCUGCCAGCAGGGUUGUAACAAUGGUUUGCUGCUAGUCUAAGAGCUUGGGAAUUCCCAGGGUUUCCUUUUUCAUCCACAAUGCCUCAGGCUUAUCUAACGACUCAUUGUCCAGGCUCCUGGGCUGCAGGACCCAUUUUGAGAGAAACAGUAUGUUUGAUCCUAUACUCAAGCCAUUCCCGUGACCGUCCUGCUGUCCCUGGACUGUGGGUCAGUUCUACCAAUGACAGCAUCACUCCUCACUGAUACAGGGCUUAUUCAUGUACAUGUAUGGACACCUGCAUGUGUAGCAAAACACGUAUGUGAAGAAUAGGGUCUAAGGAACAAAACCACAGAAAAGUGAAAUUACUUUGCUAGGCUGUUUCUUGGCUGUUGUUGUUGUUGUUGUUGUUCUAGAUUUCUUGUUCUCGAAUGUUCUUUAAAUAUUCAACCCACUCUGGGUAAGUGGCCCCUGUGGUGCAGAUCUCCAGAGAAGCUACAGCCACCAAACUAAGACUCCCCAGAAAGAAAAUCUGCCAGGUGCCCAGGCUGUGGCCUCUCCUCUUACCGUUUGUCUCCUUAUCCCUUUGUCUGAGGACUACAUGUGACUGUUCUUCAUAAAUUAAUUUACUUAAAAGUGACGUGGUUCCAAAACUUGACUCUGUUAAGUGUGUACAUGUGGGUGUUUUGCAACAUCUGGUCCUCGUGUGUGAGAACCGACUGCCCAAGCAGAAGGUGCUGUGAAUCGAAAGUGAGGACUGCAGUUAACCAGUAUAUACCACAUCUCUCUCCAAAGCCGUUGUCAUGUCCAGUAUCAGUUAAGAAACAUACUGUGUGUUGGUAACCAGCACAGAGUGUUUGGGUAUCCUCACAGCUUUGUCUUACAGGGCUGGUGAUGUGGGCCAAGGUCAGCUGGUAGGCAAUAUGGCGCUUAUAGUGAGUAUGCCUUUCAUCACGUCAAACUGGAUUCUAUACUGGGAAAGUUACUUGCCUCACUUUCCCCAUCAGUCAAAUGGGGGUAACCGUGGUUCCUAGCUCUCAAGGUUGUUGAGAGUCAUAGCUUUAUUGCAGUAACAAGGUCAGAAAUCUCAGCGUCACAGGAGACUUUACGUCUCUCAGAAACUGUGGGACUAUAGAGUACCCGUGGUGUGUUCAUGUGGCUGAGUUCCACGUGUGUUCUGAUCCUGGGUCCCCAGACUCCUUGGGAUAGGCUAUUGAAGCAGAGGAAAAGAGCAGAGGGACGGUGGGAGCGUGUGUCUCGGGGCUGCUUCUGGGCCACUGUGUUGCCUCCGACCACUCUUGGCCAGUGUGAGUCCCCUAGUAAAGCCCUCAUCUGGAGCUGCACACUCGAGGGUGGUGGCGCUCAACCUUCCUAAUGCUCCAAUCCUUUGAUACACUUCCUCAUGGUGUGAAGACCUCCCGACCAUGAUAAUUACUUUUGAUGCUGCUUCGUAACUGUAAUUCUGCUACUGUUAUGUAUGAAUCACAUUGUAAAUAUCUGAUAUUUCCAGUGGUCUUCAUUGGCCCCUGAAAGGGAUCAUUGGACCCCAAAGGGGUUGUGACAACCCACAGGUUGAGAACUACUGGAGGCUCUGGGAAUUGUCCCCCCCUCCCCCAAUAAGGAAGAGAACAAAAAAAUCAAGGAAGAUGUCCCACACAGCCACUAUGGUCAUGGUAGUGUUAAAGACCUUAAAGGUUCCUCAGACAGUAGCUGGCUGAAAUGUAACAAUAGGAUGUGUUAUGCUAACACAUGACCCAGAGCAUGGGUCUCUGACUACUCAGGCCACUUUUCCUUGUCACUUUGAUGCCGUGUCCUUUCCUGGCUCAGGCCUCUCCCUGGGCUUUCCUCCAAGUCUUUCCACUCACAGUGCCUUUGCUCCUUUCUCUCCUCACAUGUGUCUCCUUCCAAAAUGCCACCACUCUCUGCCUGCCUGCCUAUUCUCAAUCCCUUUGGGCCUUUUGUAGCUGGUGUAGCUGGUUUUCUAUAUAGGAAAGAAGGCUGCUCUCUCUACCUUUAAGUGAGGCAACAAAGACUUAUGACUCAUGACUAGUAGUCCCAGUGCAUUUUGGCUCUUGCAUUUUUUUUCCUAGUCCACCAAUGCCCACCACUGUUGUUCACCACUGGCACCAACCACAUAUGACAACAGUUUAGUAAUAAAAUUAUCAAUAAAUUAUGCUUAUCAUGUGUUACGCAAAGCUUCUGUCCUUUUUAGUCUAUCGUUGUGAUAAAACACAAACCACAAGCAAUUUAGGGGAACAAUGAUUUAUUUCAGCCAUCAGGUCCAUCAUUGAGGGAAAGGUAGGGCAGGAACUUGAAGCAGAAAUCACGGAGUGCUGUUUGCUGGCUUUCUCACUGACCUCUUCUUAGCUAGCUUUCUUAUGUAGUUCAAGACUAUUACCCAAGGAAUGGUGCUACUUACAGUAGUCUGGGUCCUCCUGUAUCACCUAACAGUCAAGAGACUUCUCCAUAGACAAGCCCAUCUCAGAUGACUGUAAGCCAUGUCGACUUGACAAUGAGAGCUAAUGAGGUGGGCUGGAGAGGUGGGUCAGGGGUCAAGAACAGUGACUGCU